Messenger RNA from Aureobasidium musti, 2508 nucleotides. The record is from the annotation of a GenBank genome assembly. NCBI's taxonomy places the organism in Eukaryota, Fungi, Ascomycota, Dothideomycetes, Dothideales, Saccotheciaceae.
CCAUCCAACUAUGCCAUCUCCCUGUUCGAUCUCGAGCUCGGCGGUAGCUGGACCUACCAGGGCAAGGUCGACAUUGACGUCGAGGUCAAGCAGGAGACCAAGGAAAUCACUUUGAACACCCACCAGCUCAAGGUCCAGAGCGCUCAGGUUUCGACCGAACAAGGAAAGACUGAGGGUGCCAUCAAGGCUUCUAACAUCACCUACGAUGAGAAGAACCAGAGAGCUACCUUCCACUUCGACCAGCCCGUGCCUCAAUCGCACAAGGCCGUCAUCUCGGUCAAGUUCAGCGGUAUCAUGAACAACGAUUACAAGCCCACCAUUCCUGCCGCCGCAUCUGUCCCUAGAGACUCUGAAUACCACUACAUGCUGUCCACCCAAUUCGAGUCUUGCGACGCUCGCAGAGCUUUCCCCUGUUUCGAUGAGCCAAACCUCAAGGCUACUUUCGACUUCGAGAUUGAGAUCCCUGAGGACCAGACUGCUCUAUCCAACAUGCCUGAGAAGGAAGUCAAGAAGGGCAACAAGUCCGGCACAAAGGUUGUUUCCUUCGACCGCACUCCUAUCAUGAGCACCUACCUUCUGGCUUGGGCUUUCGGUGACUUUGAAUACAUCGAGGACUUCACCAGACGCAAGUACAAUGGCAAGAAUCUCCCCGUCAGAGUCUACACCACUAGAGGCCUCAAGGAACAGGGCAAGCUGGCUUUGGAGAGUGCUCACCAGGUUGUCGACUACUUCUCCGAGAUCUUCCGUAUCGAGUACCCUCUUCCCAAGGUCGACCUUUUGGCUGUUCACGAAUUCAAGUACAAGAACCGCAUUGUCUACGUUGUUGCUCACGAACUUGCCCAUCAAUGGUUCGGAAACCUCGUCACCAUGGACUGGUGGUCAGAACUCUGGUUGAACGAGGGUUUCGCUACCUGGGUUGGCUGGUUAGCUGUGGACCACCUUCACCCGGAUUGGUCAGUCUGGUCUCAAUUCGUCACUGAGUCUAUGCAAACUGCAUUCAACCUGGACUCUCUGAGAACUUCUCACCCCAUUGAGGUCCCUGUCAGGAAUGCACUGGAAGUCGAUCAAAUCUUCGACUCUAUCAGUUAUCUCAAGGGAAGUUCGGUCAUUCGCAUGUUGGCUUCCCACUUGGGUGUCGAAACAUUCUUGCACGGUGUUGGAGACUACCUUCAGGCCCACAAGUACCAGAACGCUACCACUAGCGAUCUAUGGUCUGCUCUCAGCAAGGCUAGUGGAAAGGACGUCAACACUUUCAUGGACCCCUGGAUUCGUAAGAUUGGUUUCCCUGUUGUCACUGUAGCAGAAGAGCCUGGUCAAAUCAGUAUCAAGCAGUCUCGCUUCCUUAGUGGCGGAGACGUCAAGCCCGAAGAAGACGAGACCACCUGGUGGAUCCCUCUUGGUCUCAAGUCUGGCUCCAACACAGCCGAAGUCAAGAGCGGCUCUCUCACUUCUAAGGAGGACACUAUCCGUGACGUCGAUGACAGCUUCUACAAGCUCAACUCCGAACAGACUGGCUUCUACCGCACAAACCUGCCUCCUAAGAGACUUACACAACUUUCGACUCAGCUUGAUAAGCUUUCUCCUCAAGACAAGAUUGGCCUGAUCGGUGAUGCUGCAGCUCUUGCCAUCUCAGGCGAUGCAACCACUGCCGGCGUCCUUUCUUUCCUCGAGGGCUUCACGAAGGAGACCAACUACCUUGUCUGGUCCGAGGUUCUUUCAAGUCUCGGAAACAUUAGAUCUGUCUUCGCCGACGACGAGCAGGUCUCUGAGGGUCUUCGCCAGUACACUCUGCGUUUGGUCAGCGAAGCUACUGACAAGAUCGGCUGGGACUUCGCUCCCCACGACGAUUACCUGACUGGUCAGCUUCGUGCUCUUCUGCUCGCUUCUGCUGGUUUGGCAGGACACGAGGCUACUGUUGCAGAGGCCAAGAAGCGUUUCGCCGCUUUCACUGAGGGUGGUGAUAAGAAGGCUAUUCAUCCCAGUUUGCGCACAGCUACCUUCAAGAUUGCCGUCAAGGAAGGUGGUAAGCCUGCAUACGAUGCCGUCAUGAAGGAAUACCUUAACACAACCUCUGUCGAUGGCAAGGAGAUUGCUCUUCAAGCACUCGGCAGAGUCCAAUCGACUGAGCUGGCUAGAGAGUACCUCAAAUGGUCUUUCAGCGGCGCUGUUGCCACUCAAGAUCUGCACACCCCUUCCAGAGCAUUGGCUCUCAACUCAAAGACCAAGCUCGAAGUCUGGCACUUUGUGAAGGAGAACUGGAGCAUGCUGAGAGAGCGCCUUGGCAACAACAUGGUCGUCCUGGAGAGAUACCUCCGCAUGAGCCUUAACAGAUUCUCGAGCUUCGAGGUUGAGAAGGAUAUCGCCGACUUCUUCAAGAACAAGGACAAUGCUGGCUACGAUCGUGGUCUUGCUGUUGUCAGCGACACGAUCAAGGGCAGAGCCAGAUACGCACAGCACGAUCUUGAGAUUGUUAGAGAGUGGCUGUCGGCUCACGGUUACAUGAAGUAG